This is a messenger RNA of Brachypodium distachyon (stiff brome), 3084 nucleotides long. RefSeq names its product ABC transporter G family member 17. Gene Ontology annotation, molecular function: ATP binding; ATP hydrolysis activity; ABC-type transporter activity. The coding region runs from base 253 to 2841 and encodes 862 amino acids. NCBI's taxonomy places the organism in Eukaryota, Viridiplantae, Streptophyta, Magnoliopsida, Poales, Poaceae. The transcript has 4 exons. Gene Ontology annotation, cellular component: membrane. The record is from RefSeq and is a predicted model, not a curated record.
UGUUGCGUUCGCUACUACUGCAAUCCCUACCUCUGAAUCAACGUCGCAGCUAGGCACCAAAAGGGCACCUUAGAAACCAAGGCGCCACCAAAGGGAACAUCGCCUCCAAAGCUGCAGGACACAAGACAGAACGCCUAAGGUUUGGCCGUUUGGAUGCGUCCAUCGCGGCAUUGCAUACUCAGAAACCUUCUUGUUUUCAGCAUCAUAUAAAAAUCAAGCAGAGCAAAGGGGAAACUGCAAGCUACCACAAAGAUGCAGCACCAGCAGCAGCACCAGCACAAGACCGCCAUGCGGCGGGAGGGCGAGACCGCCCAUCGGAGAGCGUCUGAGAUGCCAGCCAACUGGACGGGGAGGGGUGCGGAGGCGGCCAUACGGAGGGAGGAUGAGAUGGUGACCCGGAGAGCGGCUGAGAUUCCGGCCCAUCGGAGGGAGAGGGCGAGAGAGGCGGACACCCGCCGAACGGAGAGGAAGAAGAGCCUGGAGAGCCUCCUUGAUGCCGCAGACGUGCGGGGGAAGCGCGGUGGCCCUGUCCCAGCCGGAGAGAAGGUGACGAGCUUCCCCGGCCAGGGCCUGGAGUUCAAGAACCUCUCAUACAGUGUCAUAAAGAAGCAGAAGAAAGACGGGGUCAUGAUCAAGAAGGAGGCGUACCUGCUGAAUGACAUAUCCGGGCAGGCUCUCCGAGGCCAGGUUACCGCCAUCCUUGGCCCCAGUGGUGCUGGCAAAUCCACUUUCCUUGACGCCAUUGCUGGAAGGAUCGCCAAAGGGAGUCUCGAGGGAUCAGUCAGCAUCGACGGGCGACCUGUCACCACGAGCUACAUGAAGCAGAUAUCCUCUUAUGUGAUGCAAGAUGAUCAGCUGUUUCCCAUGCUUACCGUGCUGGAGACGCUUACUUUUGCCGCUGAAGUCAGGCUCCCACCAUCCCUCUCAAGGGCUGAGAAGCUGAAGAGAGUAUGGGAACUCAUUGAGCAGCUUGGUUUGCAGACAACAGCGCACACAUACAUUGGGGAUGAAGGGAUAAGAGGGGUCUCUGGCGGGGAACGCCGCAGGGUGUCCAUCGGUACAGACAUCAUCCACAAACCGUCUCUGCUAUUUCUUGACGAACCAACCUCUGGCCUCGACUCCACUAGUGCAUACAGUGUGGUGGAGAAAGUGAAGGAUAUUGCAAAAGGAGGAAGCAUUGUGCUCAUGACAAUUCAUCAACCAUCUUUCAGGAUACAGAUGCUUCUUGACAGAAUUGUCAUCCUUGCAAGAGGAAGAUUGAUCUACCUAGGCACCCCAAGCACACUUCCCACAUACCUUGCUGGAUUUGGCCGACCUGUACCUGAUGGUGAGAACAGCAUGGAAUAUCUACUGGAUGUCAUUAAGGAGUAUGAUGAAUCAACACUUGGACUUGAGCCAUUGGUCGCCUACCAGAGGGAUGGUAGCAAACCCACUGAAGCUGCGAAAACUCCGGUACCGAAAACACCAAGAACACCAUACCAGAAGUCAGUGCAGUUCCGACAAAUCCAGCUCAAAAGCAACCAGUUUUCAGUUACAACCGCAACACCUCAUGCUAACCCCUUCUCAAACUUUGAGUCCUACAAUAUUGAUGAUGAGGAGGAGGAUUUCGACAAUUCUCUUGAGAGAAAAUCUCGAACACCGUUGCAUACUGUAAACUCAGGCUACCAUCCAAGAUUAGCUUCACAGUUCUACAAAGACUUCUCAGUCUGGGUUUACAAUGGUGUCGCAGGGACACCACGCCACAGACCUACUUGGACACCAGCUCGAACACCAUCAAGGACCCCGAUUUCAAGUUACCAACGCAGCCGUGCGACUACACCACACAGGUCAAUUCCUCCAUCUCCCCAAGAACCAGUGUUCAAGCCAGAAGAGCCAACCUAUCAGGAGUACGAGCUUGAUCUUGAGCCACUAGAUGCACACGAGGAUGGGCCCAAGUUCGCCAAUCCUUGGCUCAGGGAGGUCGCUGUACUUUCAUGGCGUACUGCGCUGAAUGUAGUGCGCACACCAGAGCUGUUCCUCUCUCGUGAGAUCGUUCUCACAGUCAUGGCGCUCAUCCUUUCAACACUGUUCCACCGCCUCAGCGGUUCUGAUUACCUAACCGUCAAUCGCAUCCUCAACUUCUACAUCUUUGCAGUUUGCCUUGUAUUCUUCUCCUCCAAUGAUGCGGUCCCAACAUUCAUCCAAGAGCGCUUCAUCUUCAUCCGUGAGAGGUCCCACAAUGCAUACCGUGCUUCAUCCUAUGUGAUAUCCUCCCUUAUUGUCUAUCUUCCAUUCUUUGCCAUUCAGGGUUUCACCUUUGCAGUGAUCACAAAGUUCAUGCUCCAUCUGAAGAGCAAAUUGCUCUACUUCUGGAUCAUACUCUUUGCAUCACUCAUCACAACUAAUGCCUAUGUGAUGCUGGUGAGUGCACUUGUUCCAAGCUAUAUCACUGGCUAUGCCGUCGUGAUUGCAACAACAGCACUCUUCUUCCUCACUUGUGGGUUCUUCCUGAAGCGGACAAAGAUCCCUGCUGUCUGGAGUUGGCUUCACUAUAUUUCUGCAAUCAAGUAUCCAUUCGAGGCAUUGCUUGUGAACGAGUUCAAAGGAAGCCGUUGCUACAUUGGCACAGACAAUCAGCUGUCACCAGGACCGCUGGGACAAAUCAAGAAAAGUGAUCUUUAUACACAACUGCAGUUAAACUCAACAACAUGCCCCCUGAUAGGCCAGGAUGUGCUCACCACCAUGGAUAUCACAAUUGACAACAUCUGGAUAGAUGUUGCAAUCCUCCUUGCCUGGGGUGUGCUUUAUCGUCUCUUCUUCUACGUGGUCCUGAGAUUCUACUCCAAAAAUGAGAGGAAAUAAAUAGCAUUCCAGCAAAGGCAUACCAAUAUCUAUUUAUGCCAUCUUUGUUUGUGUGCGUCUGUUAUCUUUUUCUCUUUUUUGACGGAAUGCACUUGAUAUCUCUGUUUAAAACACUCCUAGCACUCCUAGCAGCUUAAUCUGUGUAACAGAAAGUUUGCCUUGAAAAGCAUUGAUUGAAAGACAGCAUGAGAACAAUUGUUUUUACUAAUUCAAGUAAAUGUACCCAAGAGGCUACACCAAGUA